This is a messenger RNA of Eupeodes corollae, 2311 nucleotides long. It is a transcript of the gene Crk, whose product is annotated as adapter molecule Crk. The record is from RefSeq and is a predicted model, not a curated record. The coding region runs from base 844 to 1803 and encodes 319 amino acids. The transcript is spliced from 6 exons. Gene Ontology annotation, molecular function: protein binding. NCBI's taxonomy places the organism in Eukaryota, Metazoa, Arthropoda, Insecta, Diptera, Syrphidae.
UCAUCAUGAUUAAAAGAUUUUCCUCCGCGAAGAAGUCGACUUAAUAAAAAAAUUUGUGCCCACAAGAAAAAUCUAAAUACCCGUUUGCAACCGUCAGUCCUAAGUUCGUGUGUCUUUAUAUUUUGGAAAAGUUUAUGUGUUUUUCUUUAUAUUAUACAAAAAACAAAAUUAAUCUAAAUUAUUUAUUAUUUACUGACAAUUGGACCUAAUGUCAGCGAAAAGUCGAUUGGCUUGGGAGGGGGUUCUUCAAUUGAUAUAUUGAAAACAAUUCUAUAUCGUUUGACCACGACCCCUGCUAUCGUCUUAUCCGUCGGGAUCCGCAUCCGAAUAAUAACUAGAACUUUUAUCUAGUAAUUUUGUCUUGUAAACUAUUUAAUUUGCCCUUCCUCUCUAAAGGCGCAGGUUUCAAAGAAUGAAAUUUAAUUCAAGAAAUUAGACUAAUUACAAGAAAGGUGUCGGCGAGUUUUUUUCUUUUCUAUAUAUACACUCCCAAUGCACCGCCUUAUGUCAUUAUUAACUGACAACGGAGACUCCUCUUUUACAAUCAAAUAAGAGGUAUCUAUCUCAGUGGGGGAGUGACGCUGAUAGCUCUAACGAAGCCCUAAGCUUUUUUAAAGAUCAUUUAGAUCUCAAAGAUUUACUAAAGUAAGAACAUAAAAGAAAAUCUACUGUGUGAGAUGGGAAGGAGAAAAUUUGGUUUGUGAACUCAUGAUUUCGUGCUGAAGAGAACUCGCAUCGAAAGACGGCCGCAUCAAUACACUGGCUUUUUAAUUUAUAAAAUUUGUAAAUUGCUUAGGUUGUCAGAAAUCUAGUUGACCGCGUUUAUUAAAAAACGUUCAAAAUAUGGCGAACUUUGAUGCUUUUGAUCGAAAUAGUUGGUACUUUGGACCAAUGUCACGACAAGAUGCCACUGAAGUUUUAAUGAAUGAACGUGAAAGAGGUGUAUUUCUAGUCCGUGAUAGUAACUCAAUUCGAGGCGAUUAUGUUUUAUGUGUUCGAGAAGACACCAAAGUAAGCAAUUAUAUUAUAAAUAAAAUCCAACAACAAGAUCAAAUAGUCUACAGGAUUGGUGACCAGUCAUUUGAGGAUUUACCUGAGUUAUUGUCAUUUUAUAAAUUACAUUAUUUGGAUACAACACCGUUACGUCGACCAGCGCCAAGGAAACAAGAAAAAGCCAUAGGAAAAUUUGAUUUUGAAAGCAAUGAUCACGAUGACUUACCAUUCCGACGUGGUGAAAUUUUAACAAUAAUUCGCAAAGAUGAAGAUCAGUGGUGGACAGCAAAAAAUUCUCUGGGACAAAUUGGUCAAAUUCCUGUACCAUAUGUACAAAAGUAUGAUGACAAUUCUGAAGACAAUAGCAUAGAACGUCCAAACUCUGGAGGCAGUGGUUGCGGUAAUAUCAUAAGUGGAACUAAUUCAACCUCCAGAACGAGAGUCUUAAGUGGUGGAAGUGGAGGUGGUGGCAGUGUUGGCGGGGGUAUAGCUAUUCAAAGUUCACAUCAGUUAGGCAAUGCCUUAAAGAAGUCAGAUUUAAACCGAAAGCUACCUGCUUAUGCUCGUGUGAAACAAGCUCGUGUUCCAAAUGCUUAUGACAAAACCGCCCUUAAAUUAGAAGUCGAUGACAUAAUUAAAGUAACCAAAACGAACAUCAACGGACAAUGGGAGGGUGAGCUUAAAGGCAAGAAAGGCCAUUUUCCCUUUACUCAUGUUGAAUUCAUCGACAACGAAAUGGAUUCGCUUAAAUGCAGCACAAGUAAUAAUUGUAGCAAUAAUGUACCAAAUGCCAAUGAUUGGGGCGAAUAAAGCAUACGAAAUAAUGGAGUUAAGCCACCGUCAAAAAACCAAAAAAACAUGAAUUAAAAUAAAAGAAAAGGAGAACAAAAAUAUUUGCAUGCGAUAAAUGUUUCUUUUUUAUUUAAUUUUAAUCGAUGUUUUGUCCACCUUUCUCGAACUUUUAACUCUUAGAAUUUGAAAUACAAACAUAUAUUAAAAAAUUAUAAUAUUAGAGUGUACCUAAAUGUAAAAACAAAACAAAUAAAAGAAAUAUUUUGGGUGUAUUUCCUGUAAAGACACCUCAUCAACAUAAUUUAAUGAUAAUAUAAAAACAAAAAUCAAAAAGUUAACAAUGUAAUAAUGUAAAUAAAUAUAUAUUUUUUAAAAUUAGACAUCAAAAAGAAUAAAUGAAUAAACUGAUUGUAAAUACAACGAUGAGAAAGAGUUAUCAGCAGGUUUAUUUUUUUGUUGUUGUUUAUUUGAAGCACAAAGCAUUUGUCAUAAUUUCAAAACUUAUUAAAUAUGCCAUUCGAAACGA